AGCGGCGCCUGCGCGCCGAAGUGUGAGGCCGUUGGCGCCUCCCUCCUUUUACGGUUACGAGCUGCCGUUGCUGCGGGUUUCCCUCCGCGAGCGAUGACUGACGGGCUCGGGAAGGCGGAGUCGGGCGCCCAGCUGCUUGCACGACUUGAGGGCAGAAGUACUCUGAAGACACUUGAACCUUAUCUGUUUGCUGAUGAAGGAUAUCCUAUUCAUGGAGAUAUUGUUGAAUUCCAUGGUCCAGAAGGAACAGGAAAAACAGAAAUGCUCUAUCAUCUUAUUGCCCGCUGCAUUCUUCCAAAAUCUGGUGGUGGCUUGGAUGUUGGUGUGCUUUUUAUCGAUACAGACUUCCAUUUUGACCUGUUGCGUUUAGUGACUAUUCUGGAGCACAGAUUGCCCCAAGGCACAGAAGAGAUGAUAAAGCAGUGUCUGGGGAGGUUUUUCCUUGUUAAUUGCAGCAGCAGCCCUCAGCUGCUGCUUACUCUUUUCUCUUUGGAAAACAUGUUUUGCUACCCUUCCCUGUGCCUCUUGAUUAUUGACAGUAUAUCAGCCUUUUAUUGGAUUGACAGAGUCAAUGGAGGCGAGAACCUUAGCCAGCAGGAAGCAAACCUAAAGAGAUGUGCGCAGUUCCUGGGGAAGCUUGUAAGAGAGCACCACUUAGUUUUGUUUGCAACGACUCAAACAAUCAUGCAGAAAUCAUUGAACACAUCUGAAAGCUCAGGAAAACACCACAGUGAUGCAGAUAUGGACUACCGGCCUUACCUCUGUCAGUCGUGGCAACGGCUGAUAACUCAUCGAAUCUUUUUCUCCAAACAGUGCCAUUCAGGCAGCACAAAAGGAUUUUCAAUUACUGCUUGCCAUGUAAGAAAUAACAGUGUUGUAAAACGCCCAUUUAGCAUUACAGAAUGUGGGAUCCAGUUUUGACAGUGGACUGUUUUUUAAAAGUAGACUGCAAUUUGACACUACAGUCAAGUUAAUUUUUUAAAAACUUCUGCCAAUUUUUUAUUUAAAAGGGUUUAAUUUUUUAUGCCAAUAUUUUCUAAAAUGUAAAUAAUAAAGAUUCAGGAUUGUCAGACUUUGUGCCAUGCAGUACUGAAGCCUUAAAAAGAGACCUGUCAUUCCAAAAAAGGUCAUUUAUCCAUAAUGUCUUUUAGCUGCUUUUGGUGCUCAUCCCGUAGAAAUGGAAGCUUUUUUGAAGCUGAGCACUGCACAGUUGAGCUUGAUUCUUUGUUAUGUAAGUGCAUUAACUGACACUCGGCACUGCACACAUUUGAACUUAAUAGGAAGAACAUAAGACAAGCUUGUUGGAUCAGGCCAGUCGCCCAUCUAGUCCAGCAUUCUGUUCUCACAGCAGCCAACCAGAUGCCCAUGGCAAGCUCAACAUAAGCACAACAGCACUCUGGCCACCUGUGAUUCUCAGCAACUGGCGUUUAGAGGCAUACUGCUGCCAGCGGUGGCGGUAAAACAGCUGUCAAAGGAUACACACUAAGGUCCCACCCACCCCACCCACCAACUUGCAUUUAUCCACAUUUACCCUUUCAGAUGGGAUAGUAUUGGGGUUAAACUGGUUUGCUUACUUUUGGCCUGUAACUAGAGCUGCAGUUCUAAAGAGUACUGAAAACUAUGCAUGCAAGGUAGAACAAAUAAAGUCACUGUCCUGCAUAAGAUCCAAGUAGAACAUUUGUGUUUGGAAUGCAGCAUGCAACUCAUCAAAAUUCUGGCAGACCAGUUUCACCUAAUGAGAAAUGACCCGCAGUUCUGGCAAGAAAACCAUAUUGAAUCAGUAAAGUAAAUGCUAAUUGUAUUGGCUUUGGAAAGCUUCAAAUCCUUUGUGAAAUAAACUGUCUUCUGCAUUA
This is a messenger RNA of Lacerta agilis (Sand lizard), 1853 nucleotides long. It is a transcript of the gene XRCC2, whose product is annotated as X-ray repair cross complementing 2. Gene Ontology annotation, biological process: DNA strand invasion; double-strand break repair via homologous recombination. Gene Ontology annotation, cellular component: centrosome; Rad51B-Rad51C-Rad51D-XRCC2 complex; replication fork. Gene Ontology annotation, molecular function: ATP-dependent DNA damage sensor activity; ATP binding; four-way junction DNA binding. Lineage: Eukaryota; Metazoa; Chordata; Lepidosauria; Squamata; Lacertidae. The record is from RefSeq and is a predicted model, not a curated record.